This is a messenger RNA of Suillus bovinus, 588 nucleotides long. Its product is annotated as kinase-like domain-containing protein. The transcript is spliced from 4 exons. NCBI's taxonomy places the organism in Eukaryota, Fungi, Basidiomycota, Agaricomycetes, Boletales, Suillaceae. The record is from RefSeq and is a predicted model, not a curated record. Gene Ontology annotation, biological process: signal transduction; protein phosphorylation. Gene Ontology annotation, cellular component: cytoplasm. The annotation marks the transcript as partial. Gene Ontology annotation, molecular function: ATP binding; protein kinase activity.
AGGAUCAAGCGUGAACUCAGGAUAUGUGCCAACCUCAAGCAUGCGAAUGUUCUACACGUUUAUGGUUAUACGCAUAACUUUGGCCCAUUUCCAGCGAUAGUCACUCCUUGGGCGGAGAAUGGUAAUCUGACAGUCUAUUUGGAACGUGAGGGUGCGGCUCUGACUCUCCUGGCCUGCAAUAUCGUAUGUGAUAGACUUUGCUGUUGCUGGACCGAGCUUCAAGUACUCCUCAUAGUUCACGUUAACAGUGUCAUCCACGGUGACUUCAAUGGACCUAAUGUGCUCAUCCGUGGUGACGGCACUGCAUGUAUUGCUGACUUCAGUCUUUCCUUGAUGUAUUCCGAGGUCAUAAGUGCCUCUCAGGCUUCUUGGACGUCCACACUCAAAGGAAACAUGCGAUGGAUGGCUCCUGAACUUCUUGUACUAGAGCAGGAAGAUGGAUCUCCAACUCGUCCGAGCGAGCAGAGCGACAUAUUUUCGUUCGGCGGUAUCAUGUUGCAGGUCCUCAGCAACAAAAUUCCUUAUUAUUACCUCGCGAAUGAUGCUGCCAUUGUACUAUGCAUAGCUAGGUCGGAGAAGCCUUUCCGA